AUGAAAUAUGACAAAAUUAGAGAGCUGGACGGCGCCGCCACACUGCUGGCCGGCCGGCAGGAUGACAGCGAGCAGUCCAGGAAAAAACUCAUCGACCAGAGCCGCGACUUUAAGAAGAACACGCCAGAGGAUCUGAGGAAGCUUGUGGCUCCGCUGCUGAAGAGUUUCCAGGCUGAGAUUGAUGCAUUGAGUAAGAGGAGUAAAGAGUCAGAGACGGCCUUUCUAAACGUCUAUAAACGACUGAUUGAUGUGCCGGAUCCGGUGCCAGCAUUGGAGCUGUCGCAGCAGCUGCAUCUGAAGCUCCAGAGGAUGCACGACAUAGACACGGAGAACCAGAAGCUGCGUGAGACGCUCGAGGAGUACAACAAAGAGUUUGCUGAGGUCAAGAACCAGGAGGUGACCAUUAAAACACUGAAGGAGAAGAUCAGAGAGUAUGAGCAGAGCAUGAGGAACCAGGCAGAGAAUCUGGCCUUGGAGAAACACCAACAGAUUCAUAAAAACUAUGAGGAGAAAGAGAGGAAGUUCCAGGAGUCGCAUGAGUCUUUGGUUGGUAAACUACAGGAAGCUGAACUCAAAGUCCAGACCCUGCAGACAGCACUUGAACGAACUCAGACAGAGCUUUUUGACCUGAAAACCAAAUAUGACGAAGAGUCGACUGCAAAAGCUGAUGAGAUUGACAUGGUGAUGACUGAUCUGGAGCGAGCCAAUCAGAGAGCAGAAGCUGUUGAGAGGGAGGUUGAAGCUCUGAGAGAGCAGAUCACAUCAGCUAACAAAUCAUCCCCACUGCAGACACGGAUCGACUCGACUCCAUAUACGGAUGAGAGUGCCGAGCUGGUGUCGCGCUCGAGUCUGGAGUCAGAGCUCAGUGCGAAGGAGCGCGAGAUGCUCCAGCUGGUGGAGGACGUCCAGAGACUGCAGGCCAGCCUCUCCACACUCCGAGAGAGCUCAGCCGCACAGAUCAGCCAGCUACAGCAGCAGCUCAAGAGCCAGACCGCCAUGCUCCAGCAACUGGAGGAGAAGCUGCAGACGCAGACAGACUAUGAGGAGGUGAAGAAAGAGCUCAGCAUCCUGAAGUCGAUGGAGUUUGGGCCGUGUGACAGCUCCACAGCGCAGGACUCAUCUAAACCGUUAGAGGUGUUGCUGCUGGAGAAGAACCGCAGCCUGCAGUCUGAGAGCGCGUCUCUGCGCAUCGCUAACACUGAGCUCAGCAGCUGUUAUGCAUCUCUACAGCUGGAGUUCUCCGCAGCAGUGAAGACCAGCGCUGAACAGAAAGAGCUCAUCCUCAAACUGGAGCAGGAUCUCAGCAUCAUCCAGACGAUGUCACGGCCCGAAGCUGAGGGUGCAGACAGCAGCGUGGUGAGCAUCCCCGAGCCAAUUAAAGAGGCCACCGCUCUGUUCUCAGGUGUGGGCGGCUCUCCUCAGACGGAUCUUCCUCAGGGUCAGAUGGACUCUCUGCUGUCCAUCAUCUCCAGUCAGAGGGAGAGAUAUCGCUCACGUAACCAGGAGCUGGAGGCCGCGAACAGCUCCCUUCAGCAGACCGCACAGGCUCUUCAGAGCCAGCUGGACAGUCUGCGCGCCGACAACAUCAAGCUCUACGAGAAGAUCAAGUUUCUGCAGAGCUACCCAAACAGAGUAAGUCACGUCACGGGUCGUGUGAUCCUCUCCAAUAAGACGGCCAGAACUGUGGCUUUCUUCUACACGCUGAUGCUGCACUGCCUCGUCUUCCUGGUGCUGUAUAAAGAAUCCUGGAGUGAGAGUAUCAGUCGGGACUGUGCUGCAUUUUGUGCAAAGAAAUACUCCGACCACCUGCACCGUUUCCAUGAGACUGGAGAUGUGUGGCAGUAGCGGCGUCUAUCCACUAGAGAGAGCGGUUCACAUCAAUCACAUGUUCAUGACAUGAAAAUCAUAGCUUGUGUACUAGGACCAGGUUAGUUGGGGAAUAUACUGGGUUGAAUAUUAAACUGACAGGAGGUUUAAAGGUUUGAUGAUGUUAAUUUACAUGAUGAGAUGUUCUGCAAGCCAUGUGUUGAGCAUUUUCUCUCUGUUACCGUCGAUUUGACUUGAAAUCAGUCAUCUCUAACAUCUGUAACACCUGCCCAGGGCUGAUCUGUUGCUCUUGCAUACAUGAUUAUAACACUUUACAAAAAAAUCGGUGGUAAAAAUUUUGGUUUAUUUAACUUUGUGCCAGUCUGCCAGAUACUUAGAAGCCAUGCAUCUGACACAAUAUUUACAUCCCUUCAUUUUGUAUAUUCAACUAUUGGGACUUAAGGUGUAGUCUCUUGAAAUUAAAGUUAAGCUUUCAAGGGAA
This is a messenger RNA of Sinocyclocheilus grahami, 2308 nucleotides long. It is a transcript of the gene cux1b, whose product is annotated as cut-like homeobox 1b. Bases 1 to 1845 code for a protein of 614 amino acids. The record is from RefSeq and is a predicted model, not a curated record. Gene Ontology annotation, molecular function: DNA-binding transcription factor activity, RNA polymerase II-specific; RNA polymerase II transcription regulatory region sequence-specific DNA binding. Gene Ontology annotation, cellular component: Golgi membrane; nucleus. NCBI's taxonomy places the organism in Eukaryota, Metazoa, Chordata, Actinopteri, Cypriniformes, Cyprinidae. The transcript is spliced from 21 exons. Gene Ontology annotation, biological process: regulation of transcription by RNA polymerase II; intra-Golgi vesicle-mediated transport.